AUUCAUUUCUAUUUUUACAGAGAUUAAUUGUCUUUAAAAAUUUUAACCAAGUUUUUCAUUAAAUGAUUACAUAAACUAAUACACAUAGUAUGAUCUGACCAAAUGCAAUUAAAUAUUAUUCAAGCUUAUCAAAUACUUCUAAAGUAUUCAGCUCUGUUUUCUCAAUUCAUGAUUCCUAUUUUUCCAAAAGUUAUUUGAUGCAAAAUGGAGGUGCAAGAUAUUCUGUAUCCCAAAGCCCAAUAUAUUGAAACUGCCACAGGCAAUCGCGUGAGCCGCGCAAGUAUCUUGUGUGGCUCCCAACACAUCGUUCUGAGCGGUAAGGUGAUCGUCUUGUCUGGAGCCAUCAUCAGGGGAGACUUGGCUAACGUGCGUGUUGGUCGUCACUGUUUCAUUGCGACCAAAGCUGUCAUCAGACCGCCAUUCAAGAAAUUUAGUAAAGGGGUGGCAUUCUUCCCACUUCACAUCGGUGACCAUGUCUACAUUGGUGAGGGCUCUGUUGUGAAUGCUGCUGCCAUCGGAUCUUACGUACACAUAGGCAAGAACUGCGUCAUAGGGAGACGCUGCGUUCUGAAGGACUGCUGCCACAUUGCUGACAACACCGUGCUGCCCCCGGAGACUGUAGUGCCGCCCUUUGCAAUCAUGUCGGGGUCUCCAGCUUACCACGUUGCCGACCUCCCUGAAGCCACGCCUGACCUCAUGAUGGACUACACGCGUUCCCUGUACAACCACUUCAUCAUGGUCAAGGAGGUCCAGGCGGACAAGAACAAGAAGAGCGACAGCACCGCCAAGCUGGUCGAACUCUGAGGCAGUGCCUAUCAUCUGUGAUUAAUCAGAAAUUAGUUUUAUCUAUUCCAUGUUUUGGAUCACUCUGCGCUAGCAAAUAACGUCUUUAGCAUAAAUUAGAAACAUAACUAUUUAAAAUAUGUUUUUGUGUAUUUAUCUUUUUCAACUUUAUAGUUUCUAGUCUUCAUAAUUCAUCUUUCUCUAUCCAAUAAUGAUGUAAGGACUUUAAAGGCAAAGGCAAACACCGACAUAUAUUUCAUUUCAAAAUUAUAACUGCUUUAUAAAUAAGGACUCUUGCUUGGUCGCUGCAAUAUAUAUAUAUAUAUAUACUCGAGGACAAUUAAUUCAUGUGAAAUUGAUAACGCAUCUUUCUGUGGUUACCAAAGUGAAGAGAUGGGAACAUCUUCAUAAAUAUACUAAUUUUUAGAAGUCCUAAUUUCUAUAGUUGUAUUAUAAUUCGAUUAUGGAAUAAUUCUUUUAGGUACACAUCUCUUUGUAAAAUCGAUAAUUUUCAAUUAAAGGUUGCAGUCAUUCAUAUUUAUAUAAUAAAUAACGCAAUAAAAAUUCAGCCUAAUAUUGAUUGAAUAUUCAUACAUCUUCAUUCAAUCGCCUAUUCCAUAGAAAAGAAUUUACUUGAACAUUACAAAUGGGUUUCAUCUGCUCAAUAAAUUCAUCCAACAUUUUGUGAGCUAACUUAUAUCAUAAAAACUGGCCAUAUUCAAGGAGUCGGCCAACGUAUAAAAACUUACCACGCUCAGGGAAGCUUGCAAGGCUAAAAAUCCUUUAUUGACAGCAUUGAACUAAUUUAUAAAUAACUAUUUUGAUAUAAAUUGUAGAUUAUUUGUAAAUGAGAAAGGUAAUGGUACGGCAAGUUGAAUUAAUAAUUUUCAAACUCAAUUUUUCUGAUAAAUUUCACGAAAGUACUAACGUUGAGAUACUUAUCUUAGGCUUAUGGUACAUCUUGGUACAAAAAUUUCAUUUGAGAUUUCAAAAUAAUUGCUAACAUUUUACUACUCAUUUGCAUGGUACAAAAGUGCCGAAAUCAGCAAUUCAAAACAUAUGUUAAUCAAAAUGUUAUAUAGAAACAAUACUAAAAAUUCGACUGACUGAACUAAACAACGGUGUACGAUGUAGAAUCUUUGCAUGGAGUGCAACUCCUACAGAUUCACGUCUGGCCAAACGGGCAUUUUGUGAACUUCUAAUGAUUCGCCAGUCACACAUUCAUCAUUAGGCCUGCAAAGGAAACUUAAAUCCGAAUACCAGCGGAUGUGGAAAAAUCACUCGCAGAAAUUUUUAAUUAAAAUACUCCUGAAAGAU
This is a messenger RNA of Hyalella azteca, 2100 nucleotides long. It is a transcript of the gene DCTN5-p25, whose product is annotated as dynactin subunit 5-like. The record is from RefSeq and is a predicted model, not a curated record. Bases 205 to 804 code for a protein of 199 amino acids. The transcript is spliced from 4 exons. NCBI's taxonomy places the organism in Eukaryota, Metazoa, Arthropoda, Malacostraca, Amphipoda, Hyalellidae.